Molecule: messenger RNA, 1173 nt
Organism: Candida albicans SC5314
Lineage: Eukaryota; Fungi; Ascomycota; Pichiomycetes; Serinales; Debaryomycetaceae
Exons: 1
Coding region: 1-1173 (390 amino acids)
Biological process (GO): positive regulation of mitochondrial translation
Source: RefSeq, a predicted model, not a curated record
AUGCUACGAGUUAACACAUUAAGUAGAUGCUUGAAAGAAGUGAGAUUUACGAGACCACUACCUUUCUAUCGGUUCAAUUCAUCGUCAACUACAACCACAACUACAACUUCUUCUCCACCUUCGGUGUCGGUGACCAACAUUAAACGUGCCACAAAGAAUAUCCCCAAGAAGAAAAUUGGAGCUCAAAAACUUCGUCGUACCGAUGAUUCGAAAUUCCAACAUGAAUCAGCUAGUUAUAUCUUAUCAUUACUAAAUGCCAAUCGACAAGAGACCCCAUCCCCUAAAGAAUUGGAAAAAUAUUUAUCAAUAGUUACAUCAGUCACCGUUGGAGAUUCGAUUGAUUUUGAUAAAUUAUUAACUCAAAUCAAAGGAUAUGAAUAUCAAAUAGUGAUACCUGAAGAAGUUAUAAAUAUUCUGACUCUGACAACAAAUUUAAUGAUAUUAUCCAAUGGUACAUUAGUUGGAUGGAAUUUAACUGAAGAAGAAAUUGUUCAAUUUUUACCAAUAUUAGAAGAUGAUUGUAUUGAAAAUAAGUUUGAUGCUUUUGAAAGUGAAGAAAUUGAUUGGAUAGAAUUAAAACAACAAUUACCCCAAGAUCCAUUAAAUCAAGGUACAUCAUAUUUACAUGGAGAAAUCAUGGUUAUACAAGGUCCAACUAUGGAAAAAAGAUUAUUAGAUAUGGCCGCAUUUGCCGUUGGUUUAUCUCGAUCAACAAGAUUAUCAAUUUUAGAAACUCAAUUGGAAGAUUAUCUACAUUUAACUAAGAAAAAUUCGGAAAUAUUAGCUAAUGGGAAACAAAUCACCACCACUGAACAUGAAUUUUUAAAAAUCACGGGUCAAUUAUUUUUAUUAAGAGGGAAAUUAAAUCUUUAUAGUGAAUUAAUUGAUACCCCAGAUUUAUAUUGGAGUGAACCAACAUUAGAAAAAAUUUAUUAUAGUAUAUCGAAAAUUUUAGAUAUUAAUUCUCGAAUAUCAAUCUUGAAUAGAAAAUUAGAUUAUGCUACUGAAGAACAACGAGCAUUUUUAAGUGUAUUGAAUGAAAAAAAGGGGACAAGAUUAGAAUGGAUUAUUAUUUGGUUGAUUUUAAUUGAAGUUUGUUUUGAAAUAUUCCAUUUUUAUGAAAAAUAUGAAGAAAAACAAAAUAAGAGACUAAAUGUGAAAGAAGAUAGAUAG